This is a messenger RNA of Calidris pugnax (ruff), 1521 nucleotides long. RefSeq lists its product as uncharacterized. The annotation marks the transcript as partial. The record is from RefSeq and is a predicted model, not a curated record. The transcript is spliced from 9 exons. Gene Ontology annotation, cellular component: cytoplasm. Lineage: Eukaryota; Metazoa; Chordata; Aves; Charadriiformes; Scolopacidae. Gene Ontology annotation, molecular function: glycerophospholipid phospholipase A1 activity; A2-type glycerophospholipase activity. Gene Ontology annotation, biological process: N-acylphosphatidylethanolamine metabolic process.
AUGGUGCCAUCUCCACACCCUUUGCAGGCAGCUGACACCGUUGUACGGGGACAGGAUGGGGACAGUGAACAGGGCUUGUCCCCGGGUGUCUCCAGCUUGGAGAAGUUGGCAGGACGGGUGACUUUUGCCGGAGCCAAGCGCUUGCGCCUGGCAGGAGCCAUCAUGGGCAGGAUGUCGAGCAGCUUUAGGGAGAGUGAGGCCCAUCAGUUUCUGUUGUUCAACAUCACCUCCAAGUACAGUGAGGUCUUAGAGGAAGUGCCGAAGAACAAGUUGCAGCCUGGGGACAUCCUGCUCUUCCCCUUGGACAGCAAAUAUGGCAGAGCCAGCGGCAGCCUCAAGCACGCAGCAGUCUACUGUGGGGAUGGAGAAGUCAUACACUUCCAAGAUAGAGGAAGGGGGAAGAGUGGUCUGAUCCUCAAGGAGGGCUUCCGAGUCAUGAAAAUGGAGAGGAAGGAAUACCAGGUUUAUCGCAAAAAAGGUGGGAUCAACCUCAAUGACUUCCGUGUUAAGGUCAGGAAGGCGAUGAACAGCCAAGCCAAGUAUAGUCUGCGGAAAAACAACUGCAUCCACUUUGCCCUCUUCCUCGUGGGCUUGGCGGACUUCGACAUGAAAGAGCCUUCCUCCGCCUCUGACGUGCACCCAGAAGGACGUGACACGAGAUUGCCUCCAGCCCCUGCUGACCCAUCCUCCCCGCUGCAUUUCCCACAGCCCGUGGUGGAGAUACCACAGCCCGGCUCUCGCACCGGCUCCGGCCCAGCAGAAACAAGGAAAAGUAGCAUGAGUAGCACGAUGUCGAGCAGCUUUAGGGAGAGUGAGGCCCAUCAGUUUCUGUUGUUCAACAUCACCUCCAAGUACAGUGAGGUCUUAGAGGAAGUGCCGAAGAACAAGUUGCAGCCUGGGGACAUCCUGCUCUUCCCCUUGGACAGCAAAUAUGGCAGAGCCAGUGGCAGCCUCAAGCACGCAGCAGUCUACUGUGGGGAUGGAGAAGUCAUACACUUCCAAGAUAGAGGAAGGGGGAAGAGUGGUCUGAUCCUCAAGGAGGGCUUCCGAGUCAUGAAAAUGGAGAGGAAGGAAUACCAGGUUUAUCGCAAAAAAGGUGGGAUCAACCUCAAUGACUUCCGUGUUAAGGUCAGGAAGGCGAUGAACAGCCAAGCCAAGUAUAGUCUGCGGAAAAACAACUGCAUCCACUUUGCCCUCUUCCUCGUGGGCUUGGCGGACUUCGACAUGAAAGAGGUGGAAACCCCUGACGAAGAUUACAGCUACAGCGAUGGGGCCGUGAGUAUCCCUGGUGUCAGCCCUCCCCAGCACGGCUGUGGGGUUCUCGGGAGGACUUGGUGUCCCAAUGAGGGCUGGGUCCCCAAGAGGACUUUGGGGUGCCCACGAGGCCUGAGUCUCAAAGAGGAGUGGGGACUCUGGGUGGGCUGCAGAGUCCCCAGGAGGCCUGUGGGCCUCCCAAGGGAGCUGGGGUGUCUCCGAAGCUGGAGUCCCCAAACAAGGCUGGAGUCCCCAAACAGGGCUGAG